Messenger RNA from Caenorhabditis briggsae, 1422 nucleotides. NCBI's taxonomy places the organism in Eukaryota, Metazoa, Nematoda, Chromadorea, Rhabditida, Rhabditidae. The record is from RefSeq and is a predicted model, not a curated record. Bases 1 to 1422 code for a protein of 473 amino acids. The transcript is spliced from 8 exons. Gene Ontology annotation, cellular component: mitochondrion.
AUGUUCACUGCCGGGUCUUCUUCAAAACAUCAACGUUUGUGGCAGGCUUCGAAGCGGUUUAUUAGUUCCAAUGAAGUUGCACAGGCUCUCAGGCCAUUCUUGUUUUUGGUACACCCUGAUAAGUACGCAAAGUUUCCGGAGAUCCAGACACAAAACGAGAAAUCGUUGCAAAUCUUCAAUGGCUACAUGAACGACCUGUUUCCCGUGUCGCCAUCAUUGAAGCCCACAAAAGUCAGUUUCUCCAUCGCCGACAAACAGUCAACAACGUUUCGUAAAAUUCACAUCAAUCUAACCGGCACUGACCCAGCCAAAAUUGUAAGAGAAGCGUUGGAAUCGUGCGAGUUGAGUACGUCAGAACUCAAGUUCAAGAAUAAUGGGUUAGCCGGAGGAUCCAAACAGAAUUCUGGAGGUCUUGGAUUCAAUACGACAAAUGUGGAGGAGGAUUUGUUGAGAUCGUACCUCAAAAGAAAGAAAGCCACAGUUAUCACGAAUCUCUAUGAUUCUUUGACCAAUCAACGCGAUGAGGCAAUGAGAAAAAAGAGAGAAGCGAAAACACUUCGUGUCUCGAUUCAAGAGGAUAUUUCUGAUUUGAAAUAUAGAACGCAGCUGAAAGAUGUUGUAUGGCAAAUGCACUGGGAACAAUCUCAUAUGCGACGAUGCAUUGCAAAUGUGAACCGAAUGCUUGACCAAGCAGUUCCAGAGACUAGGAUAAUUCUUGAAAAGGCUUUUUUCAAAAACGUACUACGAUUUGGAAGAGGAUCCUUCAUCUGCUGUGAUGGUUCAAUCCAACUCGGAGCGGAUCACGUCCCAGAGCAAUGGGAGCAAAUCUGUCAGGAGUAUCAGAUUCGCAAAAAUCAGAUUCCAAUUCUCAAAGAGACUGCAAAACAAUUAGAGCAAACGUUUGGAGGUGCACAGAUAUUGCUGCCUCAUAAUAAAGGAUUGGCUCAGACACUCACUCAGUUGCAGACGUUGACAGUAAGAGUGUGGAAGAAGGAGGCGUUGUUGCGAAGAGUGGAGGAUUCGGCGAAGAAUUCAAUGCUAGAAGUGGUCACUUCAUAUGACGAGUUGGCUAUUGGAGUCGAUGGUCGGCUGUAUAUUCCAUGUAAUGUUGAUGUGCCAUCGCUGGUUCAAUUUUUGGAAGAGAAUGCAGAGAAGGCAAUUGAGCUCAAUCGAACCAUGCAUCAUUUAAAUAACGAACUCGAAUUCGCUCGCGACGAGUGCAUCAAGGAGCUGAAACUCACCGGUCUCAAGUGGGAACAAGCGUUCUCACCGGAAGCUCUUCUGCAAUGUGUGUACCGUCUGACUCAAUGCUCUGACGAGGUCCGUAAUUUGGUCUCCGGACUCUCAUUGAUCAUCUCAGCCAGUCCAAGUAUCUAUGUCACGAACGAUGGAACUCUUUCAAUUCCUCUCAAUUGGUCAUAA